AUGAUCUCACUUGCUGACUCAAGUAUACGCUGCCCGCCCGCUUUGCACCCUCUCUCCCCCCUCCCAUCGCAGGUGUCUCUCAUCGACCUCACCACCUUCAAGCUCGUCUUCCAGUACGUCAUGCCUCGCCCCUGGAACGCCCCUCCUCUCGCCAUCUCCUCCAUCUCCUUCGCGCACCUGCCCUCCGCCUUCGCUUCUGCCAGUGCCAUGAGUCUCCUCACUCCCGGAACCUCUAGAAGCUCUGCCCCUAGCAUUCCCGGUCUCGGCACCGGCGACGGCAGCAACACACCUGCGUCUUACUCCACGUCCACCCCGGGUCGGAGUGUCGACUCUACCACCUUCCCCGGGCUUCUCUCUCCCGCGUCGACCCCCUCGGAGUCGUCGUCUGGAAGGGGGGCCGGGGGGGGCGGGGGAGGGGGCGAGUGGGGCCCGGGAGGUAGCGGGGGCGGGCACGGGGUGUUUGUGGGGGCGUCGGACUCGUCGUUUGUGGUGCUGGAUGCUGUUACAGGCCAGCUGCUGCUGCGAGGCCCGGUGAAACUCCGGGAGGCUUCGCCUGCUGUCGCCAUGCUGCUGCUGGAUGCCGAUGGUUCUCCUCUGCCCCGCCUUGCUGCUCCUGUACGUCUGGACCACGUUCGAUCCUCCCGCUCUUCCCGCAAGCGACCAUUGCGCGUGCCACAGCAAGAGCAGCAGCAGCAGCAGGAGGGGGAGGAGGUGGAGGCGGGUGAGGUGGAGGAAGGGGGGGAACGGCAGGAGGUGGGUAAGGCGCAGGUCCCAACUGAAGAUUCUGCUGUUGCUGUGUCCCCUUCUGCAACUCCCCAUGAUUCAAGGCCCGAUGGAUUGACAGCAGAGGGGCAGGAAGGCGGAGCAGAUGGAGUAAUGGGAGAAGCUAAUAGAGGGGAUGGGGAGGAGGAGGGUAAUGGUGAUGGGCGCAAUGGAAGUGACAUGGUUUCUGAUGGCGGUCCUGACAGCAGCAGCACGGCGAGCCAACCAGCUGAAAAACAACCUGAGAACGCACCUGGUGAUGAAGACUCGAGCCAGCAGGAUAAGGCCCUUUCGGCUCCAACCACCCCAUCCUCUGACCUCCCUGCUACGCCCCAAGACCCUGAAGAUCCUUCUGCUGCCGCUGCUGCUACAGAUGCCACGCAUGACCCUGCCUCCUCUCCCAUUGCUUCGAAUACCCCGUCAGAGGCAGAUGGGGCAGACGGAGCAGCACCAGCAGCAGCACCAGCAGCAGCGCCGAAUCUGCUUCCUCUACCCCCGGCUAAGGUUGCUGCUGCUGCAGCUGCGGCGGCAGCAGCUGCUAAGGCUGCUCUGCCGGCUCCUCCUGGCCGGCAAAAGUGGCCGGGAGCUGUGGCAAGUCCAAGGGUUGGCAAAGGGGGAGGUUUGGCAGACAAGGAAAGCUCUACCCCUACUGCCGCUGGUCCUGGGGUGGCAGCAGGCGAGGGAGGAGUAGGGGGAGCGGCAGCGGCAGGGGCAGGCAAGUCGGGGAUUGGGUGGGGGCUGAAGAACCGUAUUGGCAUCCGAAUCAACGCCAAGGGUAGCUUGAGUUUCAGUGUUCACGCGCAACCAGCAGGUGGCAAAGCAGGAGCAGGGAAGGCAGGUGCUCACGGGGUGAUUGAUGGUGGAGGCAGUGAUGGGGCGGCUGCAGGUGCAGGUGCAGGUGCGGGUGCAGGUGCGGGUGCAGGUGCGGGUGCAGGUGCGGGUGCAGGUGCGGGUGCAGGUGCGGGUGUGAGUGGAUUGGAGUCUCCUGCUGUUUCACAGAGCUUUGCUGGUCCUGCUGGUGCUGGUGGUGCUGCCGCCACUGCUGCUGCAGCGGCUGCUAUCCAGGCAGUGGACUCGAAGUCAACUCCAGCUGCUGCUGCUGCUGGUCGUGGCAAUGCAGAGCUGCAGCUAGAAGCAGCAGCAGCAGCAGCAGAGGCAGAAGAAGGGGCGGUAGCGGCAGAGGAAGAGGGGGAGGAGGAGGAGGAGUUUGACCCGUAUGAGUCGCUGGAGGCACUGAGCAUACCCACAGUGGCUCCUGAAGUGCACUAUGUGCUGCUCGCUACGCGCAUGUGCCUCGCUCUCUGCGCUGCUUCCACCCUGCCUCAGGGCCUGCCGGUGAGUCUGCUGAAGAAGGUGCGGGUGUUUGAGGACGCAGAGGAGGGCGACAGGGAGGCCAGGUGGAUGGGGUCGUUUGGAGUCACGCCCUUCUUUGCGCCCGGCCUCAUGCUCCUCUCCGCUAAGGGCUGUGUGGAAGUCAGAACGCUGCCUGAUCUAGCCCCUGUGGAGUCAGGAGGAAUGCUCUCAGAGUACCUAGGCUGGUCCUUCCAGCCCUCGCAGCUCAUGCCCACCACCACCGCCAUCUCUCUCGACGCGCGCAUUGCCCUUCUGGAGGGGGAGACGGAGAUGGUGCGCAUGUCCCUCUAUGCCUACGAGAAUGCGCUUGGUCUGCCAGGAUCGCUGCCGCGCCUGCACGUGCCCACCAUCGCAUCCCCAGUCUCACAGCAUCAUCCAGCUUCAUCAGCAGCAACAGCGGCAGCGGCAGCAGCUGGGGCAGAGAAAGGUGCUCAAAUCACAGCCAACAUUGCCAAGGCCAAGCUCAAGGGUUUCCUGGGGAAUAUGAAGGCGAUGGGCAAGGCGCUGCUGCAGCUGCCAGCAGCGCCCACCAUCCACACGUCCUCUGAGCUGCUGGCCCUCUUUGCCUCCGCGCCCUUCCCUCCCUCCGAUGGCCAAGACCUGCUCUUCUCCAAGCCUCACAUGGACGAUCCUCCGGCUCCAUCACCCCACACGCCUUUGACAACGUCCACCGGACUACCCCCCCUAGUCAUCGAACCCACCACCACUGGUCCCACUCCCACGCCCUCAUCCGGAAGAUCCGCACCCACUAGCCCCGCACCCGCUGCCGACACCGGCAUAUUCAGCCUCUUCGGAUUCGGCAAACCGGCAGCAGCAGCAGCAGGGCAGGGGGAUGCGCCCCCGGUUGGCGGGUCGUGGCAGGAGAGGAAGCCGAGUGGGACCGCGGCUAUGCGAGCGGAUCUGAUGUCGGGUGGUGCACCGGCCAAAACGAGAACGGCUGAUGAGAUCAGAGCGGCCUAUGGUUACCCCAAGAGGCAGCAGGGCACGGAUGCAGCUUCAGCAGCUGCAGAUGCUCGUGAUAAGCUUAUCAUGCGGGGCGAGAAACUCAAGCAACUGGCAUCAGAUGCAGAGGAUCUCGAUGCAGGAGCUGCCGAUGUUGACUUUUGA
This is a messenger RNA of Closterium sp. Naga37s-1, 3222 nucleotides long. NCBI's taxonomy places the organism in Eukaryota, Viridiplantae, Streptophyta, Zygnematophyceae, Desmidiales, Closteriaceae. The record is from the annotation of a GenBank genome assembly.